UCCCUGUCCGCCCUUAUAUAUCCGGGGGGACAGGGUUACAUGAAAAGUCCUAGCCGAGUACAGUUAGAGUCCUACUACUACACAAUCCUAUGCCUAUUCGGGUAGUUACAAGGGAGAUAAGAUACAUCUAUGAGCUAUCCCUUACUCUAAAACAUUCUAUGUCUGUAAGUAGUUCCGUUGCCCCGGGUCUAACACGUUCCGCGCUAGCAGUUCCGUAUUUAUUAUUACGCGGACGUGGCUGCCAUAUAGUUAGGCACUAAGUCAGUCAACGGUGGACUAAUCAAAUACAUGUCCGAUCCUUGGGCUCGGUCAGGGCUCGUCCUCAAGUCGAUCGAACUACAUAUUGGGUAGUCAGAACAUUGUCUCCGGUUGAAACCAGCUAAUAUUUAUAGUUCAGUUUGGUCAUGGUUUAAAAAGACCGAUACAUUGGUUUAAUUUGGUUCGGUUUUCGAAAUAUGCAAUUCGGUGUAGUAAGGUUUAAUUGGUGAGUAAAAUAAAAAAGAUAAUUUGGUGUAGGUAUGGUGUGGUUCUCAGAUCAUUAGCAGCAGGUUGAGGCAAGCAGCGACUCGGCCUGUGCUGCCACUGCUUCCCUCUCUACUUGAUUUAUUAUUACGCGGACGACGGGACCUAUCGCUGCGACAUCGUUAGGCACUCAAAGUCAGUCAACGGCGGACUAAUCAAAUACGUGUCCCAUCCUUAAUUAGGCUGGGUCAGAGUUCGUCCUCAAAGUCGAAGCAUCCUACCGUGUCGCUCCCCGGAUCUCGCGUUUUCUUCUAGACUUGCGAGAGGAUGCUUUAAUUUUGCUCUCUGAUGGAAGGUUACCUGGUCUUAGCACUUAGCAGAGCGUGUUCUUCUUUCCCAGGCAUUGCUUGCUAGCUUGGUUGUCCUGAGCGAGAUCGAGCUGUUGGAUCUUCCGGUGAUCCGGCAGGGUUUCCGGUGAUCAGGCUAGGAGAUGGACACCUCCAGAGCGUUCCUAGGGAAGAUGAUGGGCACUAGCACUGGCACUGGCACGGGCGUUCACUCGCCAAGAUCAGAUGGUUUCGGCGAGUUGGAGGCCAUGCUACAAGACCCGUGCGCCGUGCCGAUGCGCCUGCCGAUGGAUUUCCUGGAGAGCAUCACUGACAAUUUCUCCGAGGGUCGGCAGCUAGGAAGGGGUGGCUAUGGAGUCGUCUACAAGGGCGUUCUUGGAAACGGGAAGGCCAUUGCUGUGAAGAAGCUUUUCGACAUGCACCUGGAAGACGAUCAGUUCCAGAAAGAAGUUACCAAUAUGAUUGGGCUGAGGCACCAAAACAUAGUGCAACUUGUAGGCUACUGCGCCGAAUCGCACUAUGUUCCGGUGCCUCACCCUAAUCAGAAAGUAGGCGACAGGUACGUCAUGGCUGAAGUGCGGAACAGAUUGCUUUGCUUCGAGUGUAUCAACAACAAGAGCCUUGUCCAGCACCUCUCAGCUGAAUCUUGUGGACUCGAGUGGCACGUGAGACAUGAGAUAAUUAAGGGAAUUUGCCGUGGUUUGCAUUACCUUCACACUGAUUGCAAUAUGGUUCAUAUGGACCUUAAACCCGAGAAUAUACUGCUGGAUGACAAAAUGGUGCCAAAGAUCUCAGAUUUUGGCAUGUCAAGACUCUUUGACCAGCAACAAUCUCGGAUUGUCACUCAAAGUCGCGGGGGAACACCUGGCUACAUGGCACCGGAAUACAUAACGAAUGGGACGAUAUCAGCUAAGGCAGAUAUAUUCAGUCUGGGUGUUAUAAUUAUGGAGCUAAUGACGGGAAGCAGAGACUAUCCAUGGGGCAGUGAAGCAGCUUCCAGGAACUUCAUCGAGACCGUGACUGGGAACUGGAGGUGCCAGCUGGAGAAGGCAGAACAGUCGUACACCCCCCUGGACGUGUUCAUCCAACAGGUUAACAGAUGCAUUUCAACAGGACUGAGGUGUGUCGACCCUGACCCGAAGAAAAGACCUACCACAUGGGAUGUGAUCCGGAUGCUUGAUGCAGUGGAGAGUACGGAGGCUUGUUCCAGCACGAGCAGAGCUCCACCAUUAUGUGGCCGUGCACCGGCGCCGCCUCCCGCUGCCACCACCGUGCCCACCGCCGCGCACACCAUGCUGUCCAUGGCCACCGGCGGCAAACUAGUCGUCAUUGUAGCCAUGGCAACAUAUAUAUAUCUAGGGUUGCUACCAGUGCUUUUUUUGUGAAGAAACAGGAGGGGUACGAUCCCCUACUAAUUAUAUAUUAAGAAUAAAAAAUGCAAAAGGGUUGCCGUGUACAAAUAAGAGUAAACAAAAGAAAGAAAAGGGGGAAGAAAACUACUCCAAAGGAUUCGAAUGCACCGAAUCAAGCAAGGCUUC
This is a messenger RNA of Panicum virgatum (switchgrass), 2347 nucleotides long. Its product is annotated as putative receptor-like protein kinase At4g00960. The transcript is spliced from 4 exons. Bases 953 to 2194 code for a protein of 413 amino acids. Gene Ontology annotation, molecular function: protein kinase activity; ATP binding. Gene Ontology annotation, biological process: protein phosphorylation. The record is from RefSeq and is a predicted model, not a curated record. NCBI's taxonomy places the organism in Eukaryota, Viridiplantae, Streptophyta, Magnoliopsida, Poales, Poaceae.